Molecule: messenger RNA, 1907 nt
Organism: Ceratotherium simum simum (southern white rhinoceros)
Lineage: Eukaryota; Metazoa; Chordata; Mammalia; Perissodactyla; Rhinocerotidae
Gene: CFAP210
Product: cilia and flagella associated protein 210
Cellular component (GO): axonemal microtubule
Source: RefSeq, a predicted model, not a curated record
AUGGUCCAUAGCUCUCAUGGAGUUUAUGGUCCAGCCACCUUAAGGGAGGAAGGAGACAAGGAUGAAAGGAACACCAGAGACCCAGUGUGUCUCUCCGAGUCUGAGAGCGCCGUGGGCACCUCGUCAGAGAUGUUGGUGCGGUUCGGAAGGCGCUGUGGACAGGCGAAGGAAAGCACAGAUAUAAAGAAAUCUGAAGAAGAUCAACUUCUCUAUCCACCUCUUCUACCUAGCAAAGUAGAUCUCCGGGAGGUCACCAUAAUUCCACACAAUGAGUGGAAAAGGAUUCGAGAUAGCCUUGAUAGUUUGGCAAGAGAAGCAGCAUGCCUUCGUGCAGAAAGAAAGGCAAAGAAAGAAAUGCAUUUCCGAUCCCAAGAAGUGGUAAAACAUUGGACUAAUACUUACGCAGGGAUGAAAGAACAGAAACUUGAAGCCAAAAAGAAGCGUGAUGAAGAAAUAGAGGCAGAAAGACAAAUUCUUGAUGUGGAAGAAGCAAUACACAAACAAGGAGAAAGGAAAAAGGCCAUUGAGAAUGCAAAGCAAUAUCAAUUUUACCAGACAGAAAGAGUGAAAAACUUUCAUUCAGGACUUCUUCUUAGUAGAGUUAUGAAAGAACGUGAUGCACAGAUUCAAUCCCAAAAGAGUAAAAUAAAAUCAGAUAAAAAGUGGGAGGAACAAUUAAAACUCAACAUUGAAAAAGCUUUUAAAGAAGAACAAGAAAAAGCAGAAAAACAACGUAGAGAUAGAGUGGCUCUUGCCAAUGAUCAUUUAAAACAAAUAAAGGAACAUAAAGAGGAAGAAGAAAGAAGGAAAAAAGAUGAAGAAAAGGAUGCUGAGGAAAUAAAGCGACAGAAUUCAUUAUAUGAAAUAGAAAUGAAAAAAAAACUAGAAAAGAAAAAAGAAGAGAUAAAUGAAAGCAGGAGACUGUUUUUUGAACAUAUGAAUGAUAAAAAUAUCAUCAAAGCUGUAGAACAGCAGCAGAAAGAGGAGGAAGAUGAAAAGAUUAGAAAAUUUAUCAAAGCAAAAAAGCGUCUUGCACAAAUAGGGAAAGAAAAAGAAGCUGAAACACACAGGCUAAUGGAGGAACGGAGAGAAAGAAUAAAUAACUUCCUGAGUGAACUAAUGAAAGAGAAACUUGACAAUGAAGAUUUGAUUAUUGCUAGAGAUAUUGCAGAAGCUGAGGCUGAAUGGGAAAAAAGAGAAAGGGAAAAGUAUGAAAAAAACAAAUCAGAAUUAAAAGCAAUUGCAGAAUAUAGAGCCAUUGUGAUGAAAAAUAAAGAGGAAGAAAAAAGACAAAGAAAAAUAGAGGCUAAAGAACAAUUACUGGCUAUCAUGAAAGCAGAUCAGAUUUUCUUGGAGCGUGAAAAGGAGAAAAAACGCAAAGCUGAUAAAGAACACCGAGAAGUUCAAGAGGCCCAUAUUCAGCAAAUGGCCAAAAAUAAGUUUAAUGCAAAGCAAGCAAAACAAGCAGAAUUAGAGUAUUGCAGACUUACUGAAGCUCUUGCGGCUGAAAAGGAGAAAGAAUUUCAGGAUUAUGCCAGAGAAGUAAUUGAACUUGAGUCUGAAUCAACAAAUAAAUAUAUAUAUCCUCUUGUAAAAGCUGCACAGGAAGGACCUGGAGGUGGCCGUGGACCAGUUUUUGUGGACAGAGGUGGAUUAAGACCCAGCUAUCAGGCAAAUGAUAUCACUGGAGUCCAGCUCCCUUUCUAUAACUCUCAGGGAUCAAAAUAUAAUAAUUUUCAAAAGUCUAAGGGAAGGCUAGGUUUUACAUGGUAGAAAAUUUUAUUUUUAAGAUUGAGAAGACUAAGCUGUAGCUAAUGUUAUGCUAAGUCGUACAAACAUGAGCUAUGAAUGUAAGUCAAUUAUAUGCUUAUAAUUUGUUAAUAAAGCUGCUCUUCAUCUGAGUACAA